Messenger RNA from Cladophialophora bantiana CBS 173.52, 1773 nucleotides. RefSeq lists its product as uncharacterized. Lineage: Eukaryota; Fungi; Ascomycota; Eurotiomycetes; Chaetothyriales; Herpotrichiellaceae. The coding region runs from base 1 to 1773 and encodes 590 amino acids. The record is from RefSeq and is a predicted model, not a curated record. The transcript has a single exon.
AUGCCGCCUCAGUUCUUAUUCGUCAAUAAGGAUGCUGCCAGCGCCUCGCUGACCCGCAGCAGUGCCGCUGAACAGACCUCCAUCAACUCUCACGUUCAGCGUGGUCGUCGACAUAGGCGCUCUGCCACCAGCGCCAGCCGCGCUGGGACCAGGGCAAGGAAAAACGCUGGUCGAGAAAAUGUCGCUCCUUCGGCGGACCCUGUCUUCCCUGACUCGUCGCCGUCUCUUCCAUCGGUAAAGAGCGAGGCCGCUCAAGAUGACAGCAGCAAUCAGAUGUGGCUACCUGCCCGGCUGUCUCCGCCCACCAAGUUCGCCGAUCAAACGACACGGGAAAAUCCUGUACCAAAGGUGCGGGCUCGGAAAAUGGCUUCCAAGUUGCAGACCCAGGACCCUCCAGCAAAGACGACUGUCGAGGAGAAAGCAGUCGUGUUACUAAAUUCUCCGCAAGCUCUAACAUCUCCUCGGGACAUCACUCAGAUAACUUCAACCUCUCUCGACCCCUUCGGCCAAUCAGUCGUUAAACUCGACCCACACGUGGCAAGGCUUUGUCGGUACUUCUGCGAAAGCUUCCAUCCGAGCGUCUGGCAUGCUGAGAGUUGGGCAUCCCGGGAAGGUUCGUAUACAUAUCAGACUACCGCUGUGGAAGUAGUUCGACGAGCCAUGCAAAGUGAGGUUGAAAUGAAUGCAAUGCUAGCCUGCAUGGCUGCCAGAAUUGAGAACGUGGACUUAGUCCCCGGCCAGGGAACGGACAAAUACAUGCACAACGCUCUGAUGGCCGUACGGCGCCGCUUCAGCUCAGCGCCAAAGCAACAAUUGCUCUUGAUCGUCUUCCACUUAUAUGCAGCGGAUGCCUACCGACAAAACUACCAGGCUGCUAAGAUACAUAUGCAAGCAGCCAAAGCGCUAUUUGAUUCGUGGGGGGGCCUACACUAUGUGCCGGACCCAGCUCUGAAGGAAUUGUUCAUUAUUGGGGACGGGCACAUGUCUGCCGUUCUUCUGGAGCCCUGCAGUUUGCCAUGCGAAUACGAUCCUGGACCGUACUGGGACGUCACGCCGCCUGAGCUUCGGCUUGCUCCGCGACAAAACUUGAGCCGCUCCGCGCCAGCUCUGCAGCGACUGUGUGUGCAUGGAUAUUUCCCGGGGGAACUGGUGCAGGCCAUCCAAGAGACGGCGGAAUGCUCGUGGGUCUUGCACCAUGCACCACUUGGCGCACCAGAGGCGUCAAAACACGCCGCGAGAUGGCUACAGUGGCGUCACGCGGCUGUUCGAUACCGGCUCCUGGCUAUGGAAUAUCCAGGAUCUAGCCUUGACGUUGUCCGAGUCGGGCUGCUGAUGUGGAUAUUGACCUCUAUGGUGAUACUCGGGUUGAAGCGAUUAGGAGGUCUCAUUGCGCCAAAACUGCGCACGAUUUUCCGGUCAGUUGACGAACCAUAUGGCCAGUGGGAAGGGUUAGUGCAGCUCAAGACAUGGGUGCUUACUAUCGGCGCUAUGUGCUCCAUGGUAGGCAGUGACGAAGAAAGGUGGUUCGUCGAGCAGCUUUUCGAGAUCGGGUUUGUUGAGCAUAUUCGACGCUUUCAGGAGACGCAUCCAGAUUUCGACACUCUAGAUGUGCUGAGGAACUUUCAAGAGAAGUUCUUCUACUAUGAUGCCAUCCAACGACUCAGGCUGGAAAGAUUGGCUCGUCUUCUCGGUGGUGGACUGAGUGAGACACCCAGUUCAGCUUCACAGAGCAGUCCCAGCGAUCUAUCGCGGAAAUCAAGAUCUCCCGCUUGA